Leptopilina heterotoma is the source of this 2801-nucleotide messenger RNA. RefSeq names its product BTB/POZ domain-containing protein 6-B (gene lute). Bases 160 to 1728 code for a protein of 522 amino acids. Gene Ontology annotation, cellular component: cytosol. NCBI's taxonomy places the organism in Eukaryota, Metazoa, Arthropoda, Insecta, Hymenoptera, Figitidae. The record is from RefSeq and is a predicted model, not a curated record. Gene Ontology annotation, molecular function: protein binding. The transcript is spliced from 7 exons. Gene Ontology annotation, biological process: neurogenesis.
ACUAUCGACCGAUGUGCUCGUUGCCAGCACUCGUUUUCAAAAUGGAGUUCGUGUAGUUUGUGUUUUCUUUCAAAUUCUUUUCCGCUAAAUUCAAAAAAGAAAAGAAAAACAAAGAGGAAGAGUAAAAAUAAACAAGUGUCCAUUUUAAGACGCUUGGCCAUGUCGAAUCUUUACUCGAAAAUUAGUACUAAACCAGUGAAACGUUUUCAAGACAAUAUCGCCGUGACUCAAACAAAUGCCUGGGUGAAUGCGGAAUCGCCUAGCAAUGUUUCUGGAUCGCCGCCAUCAGUAAGUCCUAUCUCAUCGUCUAUCGUACUGCAAAGAGAGGGUGCGAUAAAUCAACCACUGAGUACACCUGCAUCGCCAUUAUCAUCGCUAUGCUCACCAUUAGCACAAUUGAAUCUAUUGUCAACGGAAGAUUGUACACAAGAUCCUAAUUGGCAAGCGACAAAACCCACCGUUCGUGAACGAAAUGCUGCCAUGUUCAAUAAUCAUCUCAUGGCUGACAUUCAAUUUAUUGUCGGCAAUCCAGGUCACACGCAAUCAAUUCCCGCUCAUAAAUACGUGCUAGCAACCGGAAGUUCUGUAUUUUACGCCAUGUUUUACGGUGGCUUAGCAGAAAAUAAAAGGGAUAUCGAAGUGCCAGACGUUGAACCUGCUGCAUUUUUGGCCCUUCUCAGGUACAUGUACUGUGAUGAGGUUCAACUAGAGGCGGACACUGUUUUAGCGACACUUUACGUCGCUAAAAAAUACAUUGUUCCGCAUUUAGCGCGAGCGUGCGUUAAUUACUUAGAAACUAGUUUAACAGCAAAAAAUGCUUGCUUACUACUAAGUCAGUCACGACUUUUCGAAGAGCCAGACUUAAUGCAGAGAUGCUGGGAAGUUAUCGACGCUCAAGCGGAAAUGGCGCUAAGGUCAGAGGGUUUUGUGGAAAUUGACAUACACACACUCGAGUCUGUAUUGUCGCGUGAAACUUUAAAUUGCAAAGAAAUACAUUUAUGGAAUGCAGCGUUAAGAUGGGCGGCCGCCGAAUGUAUACGACAAGAUCUCGAGCCAAUUCCAAGUAAUCAAAGGCGACUUUUAGGCUCUGCCUUAAAUUUAAUUAGGCUACCGGCAAUGAGCCUCGAGGAAUACGCGAAUAAUGCCGCGCAAACGGGAAUUCUCACGCAACAAGAAACAAUUGAUAUUUUUCUUCAUUUCAUUGCCAGCACAAAACCCCAACUUUGUUAUCCAAUCAAACCAAGACAGGGUCUAAAAACACAGGUGUGCCAUAGAUUUCAAUCGUGUGCGUACAGAUCAAACCAAUGGCGCUAUCGAGGAAGAUGCGAUUCAAUACAAUUUAGCGUCGACAAACGUAUAUUUGUCGUUGGUUUUGGCCUCUAUGGAAGUUCCUCAGGUGCAGCCGAUUACAAUGUACGAAUAGAAUUAAAAAGAUUUGGACGUGUAUUAUCAGAGAAUAAUACGAAAUUCUUUUCCGACGGUUCGAGUAACACAUUUCAUGUUUAUUUCGAGAAUCCAAUUCAAAUAGAACCCGAAUGUUAUUAUACAGCAAGUGCAAUAUUAGAUGGCGGUGAGUUAAGUUAUUUUGGUCAGGAAGGCAUGUCAGAGGCGACAGUUGGCAGUGUGAAUUUUCAAUUUCAAUGCAGUUCCGAAAGUACAAAUGGAACUGGCGUCCAGGGUGGACAAAUUCCUGAAUUAAUUUUCUAUGGACCGCCAACGGAAGAUUGACGUAAUUUCUCCUUGGAAAUUAUGGUUUGAAAAAGAAAAACUGUUAUAAAUUCAUAAUAUUGUUUGUAAAGAAAAGUGUGCGUUUUUCUUCUUGUAAUCUGUAUUUGAGAGAAAAAAAGAAAGCUUUUUAAAGUUUGAAUGUAGAGAAUUCUUUUUUCUGUUGGAAAAGUCAAAAAGAGAAAGUAGUGAUAGUUUAAAGACUGUUAGUUUCCUCGAUUUGAGUAGAGAAGAGAAAAAAAAAGUUGUAAAUUAGAAUGAAACGCUUCGAGAAGUCUUUUUUUUUAAGAGAGAGAAAAACUAGAAUACGGCCAACGAAAAGUAUUAUCGGCGAUAAGAUAUUUAAGGGCUUCUGCAUUUCUUGAGCGAAUGAAAUUUUGAAAACAAAUACAUAUUUUUAAUUUGGUAUCGAACGAGAAAAAUUUCUUCGCAGAUCAUUGCCUUUUGUCAAGUAGUUUAAAGAGCAUAUUUAUAGAUUUAAUCUAGAAAAAAAUAGUGCAAUAAAGUGUAUUAUUCCUGUUAUUAAAAAAAAAACAAAAACGUAUUUGAAAGAACGUUUGGGCAAUAGUUGAAUAAAAUGAAAAAUUUUAGUGUCGAGACGAUUAGAAAUUUAGAAAACUAUUUUUACUUGUGCGGGAGAAAAAAAAAUAAAUGAGGCAGAAUGUCCAAAAUAGGAAACACGAUUUCUGUGCCAAAAAAAAGGAAAAGAAAUGCGCAAAAAGUCGUCGACCUUCUUUGAAAUCUUUCAAUCUACUUGCGUAAUUUACUACGCAAACUAUAUUGUACGAAUAAUAAUUCUAUUUUUCUGCACACAAAUUCAUUACUGACUUAAAAAACUCUGUAACUAAUAUAAUUAAAGAUUAAUUGUCUUCAUUGCUCAGCGAAUUUCAUUGUGACUUAAUUUAAAAAAAAAUCAUACUUCAUUUUUAGUAAACGUAUUUCAUUUUCGUAUCAUCUUAUUUUUUAAGUGCUCUCCUUUUUAUAUUGUCAAUUUUGAAAGACACAUUUUUCGAAUCUCUGAAUUUUUAUUAUUUUAUACUUGAGUUAUUGAAAUUAUAAUUCUAGUUUAUAAUUUA